Notechis scutatus (mainland tiger snake) is the source of this 1103-nucleotide messenger RNA. Lineage: Eukaryota; Metazoa; Chordata; Lepidosauria; Squamata; Elapidae. The record is from RefSeq and is a predicted model, not a curated record.
UUCCCUCCACCAAGAAGUUACUCUGAGCUUCUUUCUCACUUGUCUCCCUUUUUACAAGGCAGGCCAUCUUUUGUGCAAGUUGCCCCUUUAAACCUUCCACCCCAACCUUCCCCAAAUCCAGCCCCCUGUCCCUUUACAACCAAAACCUGCUUCGGGGGACCCGAUCUGGAGGUUCCCUCCUGCUACGAGGACAUCAAGAGUUAACCGUCCCACUUUGGCCCGAAGUUCAACAGGUGCCCAAUCUACUCUUUGGCAGAAAAAGAAUGCCUGCCUGUGGCAAGAAAAGAGGCCAGCCAGCCUUGACGGCUGCCAAACAGCCCAAAUGGGCUAAAACUGAGAUCCAGAAGAAGGGAUCCAAACUAACCCGUUCUGGGAUGAGAAAGACUGGGACAAGCUUGAAAGAAGAAGCUGGAAUUGAGGAGAAAAGCAAGGCAGUUUAUAGUCACUGGCUUAUGAAGUCGGAACCGGAGAGUAGGUUACAAAAUGGAGUCGAUAUGAAGUUUGGCAUUGAAGACUUGAAAGCUGAGCCUAACCAAAGGGCUUGUUGGGAUGGAGUCAGGAAUUAUCAGGCACGGAAUUUCCUGCGGGAUAUGAAAGUUGGAGAGGACGCUUUUUUCUACCACAGCAAUUGCAAGGAACCUGGGAUUGCAGGUCUUGUCAAGAUUGCUAAAGCAGCUUACCCAGAUCACACCCAGUUUGAGAAAGGUAAUCCGCAUUACGAUGCUUCCAGCACAAAGGAAGACCCCAGAUGGUCCAUGGUCGAUGUCCAGUUUGUGCGAAUGACCCACCGGUUCCUCCCUCUAGCUGAGCUCAAGGCCCACCAUCAAGCCCACCAGAAGUCAGGAGGUCCUCUGAAAGAGAUGGCUCUCUUCACAAGACCGAGGUUGUCCAUCCAGCCCGUCACGGAUGAGGAGUUUGAAUUCAUUUUGAGCCUUGAAAAGGGGACAAAAGAGGUUCAGGGGAACUGAUUUUAAAACCGCUUCCUUUCGAAACCCCAAUGGAGAGUGAAGCAUGCGAGAGUUUGCUGUUCAAUUUGUUUUACUUCCUUUUUUGACUGCAGUGCAACCUUUUCUAAAUAAAUGUGGUUUUUUUUAAAGUGAUUU